AGGCGUAUAUGGGCCGCCUUCGCCAAGGUGGACAGUUGCCCUCGAGGUAUCGCACCGGUUGAACGCAAAAGAAUGCGUUCUUAAGAAAUGAAAUUCGCGGUAGUCCAAAAAAGUGAUGAUCGUUUUCUGAGAUACGGUGUGCGUGUUUAUUUUUUUUAUCAAAAGUGCUCAAAUGAAUAAUUAAUUGGGUGUGACAUCAAGAAGUAGAUUAUUAAUUAUAAGAACUCCGUUAAAAACAGAAAACGAAAAUGUGACGGCUUGGAUUAAAACUCUGAACACUUGGAAGUCAGGUAAAAAAGUGCAAAGAAGAAAAAAAUACGAAACAUACACUGGUAAGAUUUUCUGCUCAUGGCCUAGGAAGAAGCCGUGCAGUGAAGCAAACAUAUUAAAAUUUAUGAAUCAAGCGGCAAGUUUAUUCGUCGUCGGUGAAUAAAUAAAACCAAUCUGGUAGCGAAACGCACCUGUACCACCUCACGAAACCGAUAGAAGUAGUACCUUUAUUGAUGGCGUGCUUCGCGAAAUUUUUCUCCAGAAAGCAUGGUUCCUUCAAUCUGCCUGACGUUGGGCUGGCUGACGGUGGAAUUGUGCCCGUACGACUCAGCACACGAGUUUACGACCAAGAAUUCAACCCAUCGCGAUAUGUGUCAACAAGCAAAUCGGAUGACCGGACGUCACCGAAAGGAACGGAACGCGAAUCUGGUCUGGGAAGCCUGGACGAACGAUUGAACGUGUCCAAUGGUCUCACCUGGGAUACCAGACCAGCUCAGGCCCCUCAGACUCAACAGAUUCGUAAAGUGCCUCUGGCGGCGCUUGAUGAUCGAAUUAGUGCUAGCUCACAGGAAAAUGGUCCAAACAGUAGCUUCGAACGGCUGAAAGAGAUUCACCAGUCUAAGAUCCUGCUUCAGCUAGCCCUUGAAUCAAAGUUGCGAGAUCAGCCCAGCACAGUUGAUAGAUCAGAGCUAUCCAGGCUUGACAAGGAAAUCAGUGAUCUGCAAAGUGAAAUUGAUAGACACAGGAAUCUAUUCUCCGUGAAAGAGAAACUGUUUUUGAAGGAAACGGCACCAGCAGCGGUGGAAUCUGCCGUUCCCAAGAUCGUUCCACCAACAGCUCAAACGAAUCUCCAUUCUCCAAAACCAGCCCCACGCAAACCUUUAGCUAAGCCCCGCAAGGUUAAACAUGGAUCAGAAGUAUCGGAGGAAGUUUCCGAUGACUAUGAAAUUAUUCCGUUACCGAAGCAGGCGACAGACUCUGUUCCGGAGGUGUUCAGUUCGGAAGAAGAUGAUCCCCUGCCACCCCAGUUACCACCUCGACAGAACUAUGAUGGAGAACAGGAAGACACCUCUCAGGACGAAGAACCUACCCCUCCGCAGUUACCUCCACCGAGGACACCUCCCGAGCUGCAUGACAUAAUAAAUCGAGCUGAUCAUGCUGAGCUGAAAAUGGCAGAAGUUGUUUCGAUAGUGAGCAAUCCAGUACCGACAAGUGAUCCACCAACUCGCAUCCCUCCGCCUGUCCCUGUCGAAGAUGGCUCAGAUCAAUUGGAAUCACGGAAUUCGACGCCACCUCCGAAAAUUGAAGAACUGAACAACAGCCGAUCAGGUGUUCCGAAAAAAGUUCGGAAAGAGGGCAUCUUAUCGGACAGGCCGGAAGCCAAAACCUCGCGAGAAAUGGUAAUUCCUAGUUACGAAAAAACCCGAAGCGCAGAAGUUCUAAUCAAGAAAGCCAUUUCGGCCAAUGAGUUUCUGAACAAUCUGAUGGACGAGGAACGGUUGAAGGCCGUAACGGAUGCGAUGAGUUCGGUGACGUUUCCUCCGAACAGUUACAUCAUCAAAGAAGGUGACAUCGGUGCACACUUUUUUGUGUCCGCCACCGGAACGUACGAAGUGGUUGUCGAUAACAAGGUCAUCAAAUCGUUCGGACGGGGUGUCGUCUUUGGAGAACUGGCGAUCCUGUACAAGGCAAAGCGGUUCGCAUCGAUUCGGGUGACAACCGAGGCGAAAGUUUGGAUGUUGGAGAGGAAAGUUUUCCAGAAGAUUAUGAUGAAGAGUGGUCGGAAAGAGCGGGAGGAGAAUGUCAAGUUUCUUAGUACGGUGUCUAUUUUGAAGGAUCUGGAGAUCGAGAAACUGCACAAGAUUUCCGAUCUGUUGAAACGGGAGUUUUACGCUACCGGAUCAACGAUUAUUCAGCAAGGUGAUCCGGGAGACAAAUUUUAUAUCAUUCGAGGUGGCAGUGUUAGUGUGAUCAAGACGGACCGCAACGUGGUGGACAAGCUGGUCGGAACACUUCAGCGGGGUGCGUACUUCGGUGAGCAGGCUCUGCUGCACGAGGAUCGUCGGCUGGCCAGUAUCAUCGCUAACCCACCAGGAACCGAGUGUUUGACGUUGAAUCGAAUCGCCUUCAACGAAUUUCUCGGAGGAUUGGAAACGCUUCGUGAAAUAAAGCUGUCGGAUGAUUUACCGCGAUCUUCGGAUAAUCGAAAACCGGUUUCAGAAUACGACCACAUCCAGCUGCACGAUCUGACCUACAUCGGAACGCUGGGAAUCGGCGGUUUCGGUCGGGUUGAGCUGGUGCAGUACCGCGACAGACAAACGUUUGCCCUCAAAUAUCUCAAGAAGAUCGAAAUGGUUCGACAGCAACAGCAGGAGCACGCCUACAGCGAGAAGGACAUCAUGCUGAGCUGCAACAGUUCAUUUAUCGUGAGAUUGUACAAAACGUACCGCGACAAAAAAUACCUCUACUUCCUGAUGGAAGCCUGCCUCGGGGGUGACGUUUGGACCAUCCUGCAGAAGAACAAAUACUUCGACGAGCGAACGGCACGAUUCAUGACCGGCUGCGUAGUGGAGGCGCUCGAGUAUCUGCACAACCGUAAUAUGAUCUACCGAGAUCUGAAGCCGGAAAAUUUAAUGCUAGACGAGAAGGGCUACAUCAAGCUGGUGGACUUUGGAUUCGCUAAACGAAUCGGAGCUAAUCAGAAAACGUGGACCUUUGCCGGGACACCGGAGUACGUCUCGCCGGAAAUCAUUCUCAACAAGGGACACGACCGAGCCGUUGACUAUUGGGCUCUGGGGGUUUUCAUUCAUGAGCUGCUGGUCGGCAAGCCACCGUUCCGUGGUAAAAAUCACAUGAAAACCUACAACGCCAUUCUGAGGGGAAUCGAUAUUAUCGAGCUGCCGUCGAGAAUUCCCAAAAAGGCGCAGGUGCUGAUUAAACGACUGUGCCGUCAGACCCCGGCAGAACGGCUCGGGUAUGGUAAAAAUGGAAUUGCUGAUAUUAAAAAUCAUUCCUGGUUUUCGGGCUUCGAAUGGUUGCGGCUCAAGGAUCGUACCCUACCGGCACCCCUGAUUCGACCGAUUCAGUCCAACACCGAUCUGUCCAAUUUCGACGAGUACCCGAAGGACCAGGAUGAACCCCCAGAUGAGACAUCUGGGUGGGACAUUAAUUUUUAAUUCCACUUAAAUCGAUAUCGACUAAUUGAAAUUAAUAAAUAACCACGUGCUAG
This is a messenger RNA of Malaya genurostris, 3499 nucleotides long. Its product is annotated as cGMP-dependent protein kinase 1. The transcript is spliced from 9 exons. Gene Ontology annotation, biological process: protein phosphorylation. NCBI's taxonomy places the organism in Eukaryota, Metazoa, Arthropoda, Insecta, Diptera, Culicidae. The coding region runs from base 504 to 3446 and encodes 980 amino acids. The record is from RefSeq and is a predicted model, not a curated record. Gene Ontology annotation, molecular function: cGMP-dependent protein kinase activity; ATP binding.